Messenger RNA from Nerophis lumbriciformis (worm pipefish), 4684 nucleotides. It is a transcript of the gene bcam, whose product is annotated as basal cell adhesion molecule (Lutheran blood group). Gene Ontology annotation, biological process: cell-cell adhesion. The record is from RefSeq and is a predicted model, not a curated record. Lineage: Eukaryota; Metazoa; Chordata; Actinopteri; Syngnathiformes; Syngnathidae. Gene Ontology annotation, cellular component: cell-cell junction; plasma membrane. Gene Ontology annotation, molecular function: cell adhesion molecule binding.
CUCAGUGCGUGUGCGCGCGUACGAGACAAGAUUGGGAACACAAGCUCUCCUGCUCGCCUCGCUGCUUGUUUCUACCCGUCCACUUCUUCCCACGACCAGCAAAGUUGUUAGAGAAAAAGGACAGAAGAAAGAUCCGCAGCUGUCAUCAUGGAAGUGACUAGAAGAUCUGGACGUGCGUCUUAUUUGGCCUGCACCUUGCUGCUCUGCGCACUGCAACUUUGCCGCGCGUUCGUGAGCGUGAACGUGGCCCCGAAAGUGGAAGUGCUGAAAGACGAGACCGCCAAGCUGCCCUGCACGCACACUGCGCCGGAGUCCUCCAGCAACACCGUGGUGGAGUGGCAGAUCGAGGAGCAGGGAAUGAGGAAGCGAGUAGCUUACCGCACCGUGGGCGGCGAGGCUAAAAGCGAGCAGGGCACCCCACUGAGCGGCCGGGUGAGCAUCGACGAGGACUUCACUCUGACCAUCACGUCGGUCAAACCCUCUGACGAGCUGGCCUUCAUCUGCCUGGUCACCGCCGGACCUGCUGGCGCUGGAGAAGCCCCCACUAAGCUCAAAGUCUUCUUUGCCCCUGAGAAGCCAGACCUCACACGCCCAUCCAGUCAAGCCAUUUCCGUGGGAGGGACCAUCAGCUCUGAGAUCGGUACCUGCGUGACAAUGAAUGGACACCCCCAGCCGAGGAUCAUCUGGUUCAAAGACGGCCAGCCGCUUCCUGAGGUCAAAGACAGGAAAGAAAAAACCUACAUGAUUCCCUCGGUGGUGAAGGAGGCGUCGGGUCUGUACACCAUCAAGAGCACCUUGUACAUGCAGCCCACUAAGGCCGACAAGGACUCGGUGUUCCAGUGCACGGUGGAGUACAGCAUGCUGGGGGACCAGAUCAAACAGACCAAGUCCGACUCCAUCACCAUCAACCUCAACUAUCCCUCGGAAACUGCGACCUUUACCCUCCUCAACACUCAUCCCGUCAAGGAGGGCGACAACGUCACCAUGAAGUGCGAGACCGACGGGAACCCUCAGCCGGAGUUUGACUUCACCAAAGAUGGUAAAAACGUGAACGGUGUUGGCGGGGUCCUGAUGUUGAAAUCCGCCAAGCGGACCGACGCCGGCGUGUACAAGUGCACGGCCUUCGAUUUCGACAACAUAGAGGCCGACCUCAGGGGAGAGAUCAACCUCAGCGUGCACUACAUUGAUCCCAUGAGUGUGACUCCGGCGGAGCCUCAGGUCGUCAUGCUCGGAGACAAGGUGGAGUGGCAGUGCAAGACCAAGGCCUCGGCCCCGCACACCGUGCAAUGGAAAAAGGGCUCCGAGGUCCUCUCUCAGGAUGGAACUCUCUCGAUACAGGACGUGUCCUACACUAAAGCCGGAGACUACAUGUGUGUCGGAGCCGUGCCGUCGGUGCCGAGACUGACAGCCCAGUCGAGCGUCACCCUCACUGUCAAAGGAAAGCCAAUGAUCGAGGCGCCUAUCGCCGGAGAAGUGUCCAAGGAAGGAGACAUGGUGACCCUCAGGUGCUCGGCCUACGGGUCCCCCGCCCCUCAGUUCACCUGGAAGCCCUCAGGAAAAGAGUCAGUGACGGUGGAAGGCAUCAAGGUGGUGAGCACCGUCAUCCUCCCGGCCACCGCCGACGUCAUGAAGGGCGGCGUGACCUGCCAGGUCGCCAACGAGCACGGGACAGACAGCAAGGCUUUCGUCGUGUCUCUCAAAAGAGCUUUUGACAACUCCGCCAACAGAGUGCUGCUCUCUGGAAACCCUGCGCUUAAGUCAGCCGACCAGCAGCAGGGCGGUUCCAGCGGGGUGGUGAUAGCCGUGGUGGUGUGUGUGCUGCUGCUUCUGCUGCUCGUGGCCCUCAUCUACUGCCUGAACAAGAGGAGCAAGCUGCCCUGCGGCAAGAAGGACAAGAUGGAAGUGGCCAGUGGAGAAGUGAACAAUGACAUUGUUGUGGAGAUGAAGACCGACAAGGCCCAUGAAGAAGCCGGGCUCCUCAACAAGAGGCCACCCUCAGAACAGUGAUGAAAGAAGACAAGACGGACGGGAUGAUUAUCUGGAAGGAGGUGGGGGGGGGACAUGUGCAGCUGGCUUUGAUUCAGGGGACUUCGGGGUGCUUUAUUUAAACCCCUGAAAAGACGCCUUUAACGAGCACACGUGUGACGUCACAAAUCAACCAAUCACACCUUUGGGGUGACUCCUUGGCAGAGGAAUGCGGUCACACACCUACCAAAAAAAAACUUUUUUCUAAUCUACCCCAAACACAAGUUCAGUCUGCUACUGGGGUGUGUCCUGCAAGUCUUCUGCCUGGCGAGUCUGCACUUAAAUCAUCUCUUUGGGGACAAAUCAUGUUUUUGUUUUUUUCUCACAACUUUUCAACUCACCUCUCUGGGCUUCUGAAAAAUCACAAAGUGAAAAUGGACAAAAGUACCGGGUCAGCCGCAGGUAGAUGAUGAAUACCUAACCUAAAAGCUUUAAAGGCCACUUUGGGAGUUUUGGGUUGGAGUUACUCCACAGCAAACGCCUCCAAUAUAGAUUUGUUCAUAAUGGCAUUAGAAAGAUGACAGGUUUUUUUUUCUAAGAUUUCUCUUGGUUGAUGAAUAAAUGGAUGCUGGGUGUUUGUCCCGAUACUUUUGUCCAGGCUAUAAUUAUUAUUGUAUGUGGCAAUCCAAAAAAAACAUUUUUUUACAACUUGGGGCACCCACAGUCCAUACCAUUCAUUACCCAGGGCGGCUUAAGGAUGCCAGGGCUAAUAUUAAUUACCGUAUUUCCUUGAAUUAGCGCCGGGGCGGUAAUUAAUUUAAAACCUCUUCUCACUCCGGCGCUUACCAAAGGCAUGCGGUAAAUUACGCUUAUAAAUUUGAGUGUGAUGUAAGGAUACCAUCAUGAAAAGCACAUUUAAUAAAAAAAAAAUGUUAUUAUGGUCUUACCUUUACUUAUAAAUGAAGUCCAUGCGCCGCUCCUUUUGAACAAAAGCAUCUUCCUUAUCUUUCUUCAGUUUCUCGAUGGAGAUCUUUCCUUUAAUUAUUACCUCCUGCUUCGAUUGAAAGUCCAGUUUAGAAAACUGUUGUUGUCACUUCUUCUGCAGCCGAGUAGUCGCAAGAAUGAUUCAUGGGAUCACUAUAGCGCCCUCUACCACCAUGAGGCGGGAGUCAUUUAAUGACUCAUAUUUGACACACGCAGCUAUAUUAAUAAAACAUUUUUACUGUUCUUUUUAGCAUAUUCAAUAGCUUGGACCUUAAAUCCUACUGAAUAGCUCUUUAUCUUCUUCCCUUUAUGCGAUUUUAAAUUAUUGAAAUUAGCCUCCUCCAUUUUGGAAAAUUACUAUUUUUACUAAUUAUUCUGCGAAACGAGUUUGACCCGGCAGUAAUUCUAAGCAUGCGCUAAUUAUUUUGCGAAACGAGUUUGACCCGGCGGUAAAACGAGGCAUGCGGAUAAUAUAUACUCGGCGGCAAUUCAAGGAAAUACGGUAAAUGUUAGUUUAAAGUGCUAACUUUUUUCGCUAAUUUUUUUUCCCCCCUCUAAUUCCCCAGCCAUACAUACACCUUACAGUCAUAUAACAUGCCAACUAUUAUCAAAACUCACGUUAGCUUGCAAGGAUGCUAACGUUAGCGUGCUAACUUUUUUAAGAUAGUUUUGCCACCGCUUACCCCCCAGCCAUACACCUUAGAGUCAUAUAACAUGCUAACUAUUAUCAAAACUCACGUUAGCGUUCAAGGAUGCUAACGUUAGCGUGCUAACUUUUUUAAGAUAGUUUUGCAACCACUUACCCCACAGCCAUACACUUUAGAGUCAUAUAACAUGCCAACUAUUAUCAAAACUCACGUUAGCUUGCAAGGAUGCUAACGUUAGCGUGCUAACUUUUUUAAGAUAGUUUUGCAACCGCUUACCCCCCAGCCAUACACCUUAGAGUCAUAUAACAUGCUAACUAUUAUCAAAACUCACGUUAGCUUGCAAGGAUGCUAGCGUUAGCGUGCUAACUUUUUUAAGAUAGUUUUGCAACCGCUUACCGCAGAGUCAUAUAACUCGGUAUGUGACACUCGGUAACUGUUAGCAUGCAAACGAUAGCAUGCUAACUUUUUCAUCUUUUUCAAAAAAAAAUAUAUAUUUCCGCAGCCAUACACCUUAGAGUCAUAUAACUUGGUGUAGGAAACAUGCUAGCUGUUAUCAUGCUAAGGUUAGCACACAUGCUAAAUGUUAGCAAUUUUACUUCCGCGGGGAUUUUUGUCUGUGCCAUGGACCUCUGGCCGUACUUUUAAGAUCCGAGAGUUUUAGGUGUAGCUGUACAAAAUGAGCUAGCUUAAAACGUUAGCAUGCUUACAUUCAAAUGCUAACAUGUAGCAUGUGUGGAAACGUUAGCACGAUAACAGUUAGGAAAUGGAUGGAUGGAUGGAUGGAAGUGUAGGUAUGCUCACUAGUUUAAAAUAUAUACAGCCAACAUCUCAGAGAUGAUUAAACAAAUAGUCGUACUUUACCCAUCUAUUUUCUACCGCUUGUCCCUUUCAGCUUUACCAUCAACAUUAAAACUUUUUUUUUUUUCCCCUUUUCAUUGUGGCCCUAAACCGCCUUGUUCACGUUCUCAUGUUUAAAUUAGAUGUUUUGAAAAUCCCGCAACUAAUACAUUUUUUCUAAACGACCCUGGUCAUUGACUAAACUGUGUAAUCACGUCAAACUUUUUUUCAACAAUUUUCAGCAUAAUUUU